This is a messenger RNA of Saxophila tyrrhenica, 1065 nucleotides long. RefSeq lists its product as uncharacterized. The record is from RefSeq and is a predicted model, not a curated record. The transcript has 5 exons. The coding region runs from base 1 to 1065 and encodes 354 amino acids. Lineage: Eukaryota; Fungi; Ascomycota; Dothideomycetes; Mycosphaerellales; Extremaceae.
AUGGCCCCAACACCAGAAAACGAUGCACAGCUCGCUGGAGCAGCACUUGGACUUUCAGAGAACGGGUUGAUCGCCGUAGCAUGGGCUGGAUUCACUCUGGCGGCGUGUUUUGUCGGCCUGCGGUGUUACGCCAGAAUCACGGAUACGCAUCGACUAUAUGCCGACGACUACUGCAUGUUGGCUGCUCUGUUCUUUCUUGGGACGAAUGCGGUUCUCCAGACAUUGCAGGCUGAAUCGCUGUACUAUGUUGUGUACGCAAGCGUUGGACUCAGACCUAUGGAAGGGCUUUUGGAUGAGGGCAACAUUUACGUGCGAUAUCAAUUCGCUAUCAUCGCUCUCUUCUGGACCAUCGUAUGGAGCGUCAAAGCCAGCUUCUUAGUCCUGUACUGGCGGCUCUUCGAUGGCUUGAAAGCCGACCGCAGGAUUCUGUUGGGUGUGGCCGCCUUCACGGUGGCAGCGUAUAUCGGCUGCUGGUUCGCCAGCGUAUGGACAUGUCAUCCACCGAGCACUUAUUUUGACUUUGGCCAAUGCACAAAACCCAUCGAUGUUGAAGGCUCAGUCAUCUCAAUAUCAUACAGCACUGCCAUCGACAUUUUCACCGAUUUCCUCAUCAUGGCCCUGCCUAUAAGGAUGAUCAGAAACCUGCAAGUCAACGCCAAACAGAAGGCUGGCUUGGCUGGGAUAUUCAGUGUUGGCUUGAUCAUCAUCGCAGUAGCAUUAGUCCGCCUAUCUCAAAUCGUCACCCACGCCCGCGCCGACCCCGUCGGCCUCGCAGUCUGGGGUCUAGUCGAAAGCAGCAUCGCAGUCGUCGUCGGAUCCCUUCCACCCCUGAAGGCCUUCAUGACACGAACGCUCGCUCGCACCAUGAACCGCUCCAAGGGCGCGAGUGGUGGUAACUCGAGAGUCAAGUAUAACAACUUCGACCCGCAGGAAGAGCAGUCGUUGUCGAAGAGUCAGGCGAGGGUCGGCGCCAUCCCGCUGGAAGACCGGAGUCUGAAUGGAUCGCAGGACUAUCAUACCAAGUCGGUUGAGGGGCAGAUUGUCAGGGAGCGAGACUACUACUGA